Lactuca sativa (garden lettuce) is the source of this 707-nucleotide messenger RNA. NCBI's taxonomy places the organism in Eukaryota, Viridiplantae, Streptophyta, Magnoliopsida, Asterales, Asteraceae. The record is from RefSeq and is a predicted model, not a curated record.
UGUGGACAAAAUGUUUAGUAGCAUCACUUACAUGAAGGCAUACAAGUUUAGGUUAGCACCUAUGAAUGGAAGUAAUUUGUGGCCUGCAACUGAUUACACCCCACCUUUACUUCCUGUUCGUAGAACUAUGCUUGGGAGAUCUGGAACUAAAAGGAAAAGGGAUGCAACAGAAACCCCAAACCAGUCAACUAAAAAAUCAAAGACAACUACCCAAACACAAAACAAAGGUAAGGAGCAGGUGAAGGUAUCCAAGGCUGGGAAAAAACAAAAAUGUAGCCUUUGUAAGAUUAAAGGACACAACAAAAGAGCUUGUACUUUAACAAGGCCUCCUAAAACCAAAGCUAAUAGAAAAACAAAACAGGGUGUAGCUGAAGCGAUUAAUGAGGAUGAUGAAGGUAAUCAAUCUAAUGCAGUCAAUGAUGGAGGAGCAGUAAAUAAUGGUGGAGAAGCAGUCAAUGAGGUGCAUGUUCAACAAGACUAUGAUGAGGUGGAACUCACUCCUUUGGAGUUUGAUUCAUCAGCUAAUGGAGAACCUAGUCAGGUUCAUGUGUAAGAACAGGAGGCUAGAGAAACACCACUUGCAACCCCGUUGAAGAAAAUCAGGAGGAAGAAAUCUGAAAGGAUUAUCAAGUUGAAACUGGGCAAGAAAGUUGGUGGUGGAGAUGCACCUGGGAAUUCAGAAGCUAAACCUGUUACUCUAGAUUAAC